AUGGUAGGAGCAUUUCUGGACAUACAGGGGACGUUUAAUCGCACCUCAACCGAAACGGUAACUGAAGAGGCAAUCAAGCAGAACGUGCCGAGGCCGCUGAUUCAGUGGCUCGAGGGCAUGCUAAACUGUAGGACUAUGGUGUCAAAACUAGGAACCACUAUGGUUACGGGUGUAGUCAGCAAAGGAUGUGCGCAAAGGGGGGUGGUGUUCCCCACCAUCUGGAGUGCCGUGGCAAAUGGUCUGCUGGAGGCGCUGAAUGUUGGGGGUGCUAUGCCCAUGCCUAUGCUAAUGCUCUCGGUUAACCCGGACAAAAUCGAGCUCGUCAUCUUCACAUGCAAGUACACGAUUGAAACUUACAGGGUAUCUAGACUUUCUGACACAACCCUGGAGGUGAAGGACUCAGUUAAAUACCUCUGCGUUGUCCUUGAUAUGAAGCUUACCGCACUUCUGCUUAGGCUUGCAUAUGCCGCGUUGGUCCGGUGGCCUAAGGUGGAGCAAGCAGGGGCGAAAAAGGCCUUGGAAAGAAUUUGGGGACUCAUAACAAAGUUGACUACAGGAGCUCUGAGGACAACUACUACCAAAGCACUAGGAAUACUGGUCGAAGUAGAACCCUUCCACCUCACGAUCAUCUGCGAGGCAAUCAAGGCCGCCCAUAGACUCAAUGACUAUGGGCAGUGGAAACAGGAGACGAGACACAGUUAG
This is a messenger RNA of Nasonia vitripennis (jewel wasp), 702 nucleotides long. RefSeq lists its product as uncharacterized. The coding region runs from base 1 to 702 and encodes 233 amino acids. Lineage: Eukaryota; Metazoa; Arthropoda; Insecta; Hymenoptera; Pteromalidae. The transcript is spliced from 3 exons. The record is from RefSeq and is a predicted model, not a curated record.